CCGAGCUCGAGCAUUUAAAGCGACAGACGACAAAACAGCAGCGCUUACAAUAAACAGAAUGUUAUCGUCCACUGGUGAGCACGCUACUAUCGCUAUCGUUAUAGUUAUCGUUCUUGGUGUGAACGGCCUUUAGUCUUGUGCACACUGACUCCUGGUCAUCCAAUCAGACUACAGCUUGUGGUUUUUGCAAAGCUCUCAUUAUUUUAAGUGCAAUAUGCAUGUGUGGGCGGUCCGAGACUAGUUACUGACCCAAACUCUGAUCUGAGGAAGUUGGUUCCUCAGUACAUGUUCAGAUGCUGCUAGAAUCAUUUGACUCACCUUUCAUCUUAUUUCAGUCUUUCAACUGGUCUUUUCAACCAAACUCAGCAUUGCAGGAAUGGUCUUUAGUGUAAUAAACUGAGCCAGGUGAUCAAUGUUAAACUACACGAGAUUCCAUCACACUCGGCGAUUCACAGCUCAGUUAAUGAACAGUGAAGCAGAGCUGAGAAAAAUACCCAUCACGGAAUGACUCGAAUCAAGAACCAGUUCAUUAAAACGAACCAGCUGAAUCAAAUGAUUGGGAGGAGAGAAAUGAGAAAUGCACGAGUGUGUAGGGCUGGAAGGAGUUUACUAACAGAUGCUGAUGGUGAAGGUGAUGUGAGAGUUCAAAGGUCAAUGAAAUGGACACGUGGAGUGAAGAUGCAAGUUGUGUGAGUUUUAGAGUUGGUGUUUUUUUAGGAUUGAAACUCAAUCAGAUGGCAGAAAUAUUUUGACUAUUUAUUCGGAUUAUGAUUCCUGUGCCUUUGUGCCACAGACAGUGGUUUGAUCCGGUUUGACGUUAUUUUUGAGGCAGAUUUAGAUCAGGCCUGCUUGUGUGAGGCUGCACGGUGUCGUCAUGGUAACUGCGUGGCAGGUGGGCGGGGUUAUUAAAGACCUUUUCUAGCCCUUCUGGACAAUCUGCUGAUUGUGUUUGAUGAUGACGAGGUUUUUUUUAGUUUUCUCUUCUUCAGUUUGAUUAUGAUUGACUUGAGUAGUGUGUGUUUGUGUGCGAGGAGUGGAUUUGCACAAACACACACUCAUGCACCGUUCACUGUUUUGAGGUCGACUUUGACGUCGUUUCCAACACGAUGAUGAACCUCUGUUUAUCUGCUCUUCUGUUGCUCUUUUUUGGUUUCGAGUUAUUUUGGAGUUUUAAAGAUGUCUGUCAAAAUGUCAAUAAAUCACAAUGUGUGUAUAAAGACGACAGUUUCUAGUGUUUUUGUUGACAGAAGCUGUUGUAGUUUUAGAAUGAUCAAAACGGUUCAGAAGUCCCGGAUCGGACGUCCAACAGCGACGUCAUUUUACAAGCAGUUUGGCUCUCACUCUUCAUUCAGAACAUGUACUCAUCUAGUCCUUGUUGCUAAACCGUUCACUACUCGGAAAUAUGACUUGACACAUUUUACACUAAUAAUAACUGCUGUAGGUUUCAGUCGUUAUAGAAAAGAGCGUCUUCCAGGAAACCCAAGAAGAGCUGAUUGGUGUAUGGAGGCGCCUGUGGUUUACUUUCACAGUGUCUUAAUAUCCGGCAGCCUUCAUCGUGCCACACUUCAUCAUCCUGGUCUUCCUCCUGAUGCGGAGCUUCAUGGUCAGGAGCAGCAGCUGUCAGAGCGACAGGAACCAGGACCAUCGGCCCCGCGCCAGCUGCGUGAGUCAGGGACUGACAGCUGUUCCCGCCGGCAUCGACACAGACACACCGGUCCUGGUUCUCACUCAAACCAGUUCACCUCUCUGUCCUGGUCCAUGUAUUCUGGAUUCACAGAGCUGCACGAGCUGGACCUGAGCCACAAUCACAUCAGCACACUGGAGCCGCCGGGUAAACAGAAGCGCAUCAGUCAUCUUACUCUAACUAGAUAA
This is a messenger RNA of Sinocyclocheilus rhinocerous, 1872 nucleotides long. RefSeq lists its product as uncharacterized. Bases 1177 to 1872 code for a protein of 231 amino acids. Gene Ontology annotation, molecular function: protein binding. The transcript has 3 exons. The record is from RefSeq and is a predicted model, not a curated record. Lineage: Eukaryota; Metazoa; Chordata; Actinopteri; Cypriniformes; Cyprinidae.